GUACGAUGUGUUUUCGCUCCUUUUGCUUCGAGUGAUAAAACGUCCGUGCGCGAUUUUUGUGCAGGAAAAUGGCUUCAAUAAAACAGCCCCAAUCAGUCCAGGUUUAUGGUCGUAAGAAGACCGCUACUGCCGUAGCUCAUUGUAAACGAGGAAAUGGGAUCGUAAAAGUCAAUGGAAAGCCUAUAGAUGUUCUUCAACCAGCUACUUUGAGAUACAAAAUCGAGGAACCCAUUAUGCUUUUGGGGAAAGAGCGCUUUGAGGGAGUUGAUAUUAGAAUCCGCGUUCGUGGAGGAGGUCGUGUGUCUCAAGUUUAUGCUGUUCGUCAAGCACUUGCUAAAUCGCUGGUCGCUUACUACCAGAAAUUCAUUGAUGAGGCUUCAAAGAAAGAAAUCAAGGACAUUUUGAUUCAAUAUGAUCGUACUCUCUUGGUUUCUGAUCCCAGAAGAAAAGAAACAAAGAAGUUCGGAGGUCCAGGAGCCAGAGCAAGAUUCCAAAAAUCUUAUCGUUAAUUUUGGACUUGCUCUUGUUACAAUGAAACAUGUUUUCACGAUGUUGCAUGUUUCAUCUGCAUUUUUCAAAGUUUGGUCAUUUAAUAGUAGAUAAUAGUGAAUAAAUCAUUGUACAACAGUACUUUGUAUAUUUUGCUUUAUUUAGUAUCAUGUACACCUUUAAUAGAAAUUAAUGAAGUGUGUCUGGUAAUAAUAAAAUAACUUUAAAUCAGAAGUGCCUUUGUUAUUAUUUCACGUCUUUUGAGUUUCUAAAUAAAAGUGGGUCGGUGUGUAUUAAAUUUUUUUAGAUCUGAUUAGCUGAAUUUUCAUGUCUUACUUUGUAAUUAUUGUGCAUUAUAUGGACUGAAUCUUCAAGAAUGAAUUUCGUUGACUUGUAAUUAUUUUUUCAAUCAAUGAUGAAUAUACUUUGUUUGAAACUUUAUCUUGACCUAAAUACAUCCGUAGGUCAACAUUAAUAGUUUUUCAACCACUUUAUUGUGCUUCGUAGUGAAUCCAAUUUAUUACAAUUGUAAUAUACAGUCUGUUAUUGUCAAGUGGUGAAUUUACAUCUCUAAAACCCCUGUGUGUUUCUGAUUGUUACAUUGUAUUGUACUUUGAUAUAUUCACCAUUAUCUGCUAUUGCAUGUUCAAACUUUAUCUAAUGCAAAAAUGUUUUUCCCAG
This is a messenger RNA of Styela clava, 1170 nucleotides long. RefSeq names its product small ribosomal subunit protein uS9-like. NCBI's taxonomy places the organism in Eukaryota, Metazoa, Chordata, Ascidiacea, Stolidobranchia, Styelidae. The record is from RefSeq and is a predicted model, not a curated record. Gene Ontology annotation, biological process: translation; maturation of SSU-rRNA from tricistronic rRNA transcript (SSU-rRNA, 5.8S rRNA, LSU-rRNA). Gene Ontology annotation, molecular function: structural constituent of ribosome; RNA binding. Gene Ontology annotation, cellular component: cytosolic small ribosomal subunit; ribosome.